AUGAGUUCUGAGCUCUCGAUGGAUGUGAGGAACCAGACGCCAGUGGUGGAGUUCGUCUUCCUGGGUUUCUCCGGCAUUCCAAACAGCCACAUCUACCUCUUCCUGCCGUUCCUAGUCAUUUACUUGGUCACCUUGCUGGGGAACCUCUUGAUAUUUGCUCUGAUUCAACUGGAUCCCAGCCUCCGUACCCCCAUGUAUUACUUCCUCAGCCAUCUCUCCAUUCUAGAUAUCUGCAUCUCCUCCGUCACGGUCCCCAAGAUCCUGGUGAACUUCUUGCGCCAGCGACAGACCAUCUCCUACAACCAGUGCCUGGCCCAGAUGUUCUUCCUGAUCUCUUUUACAGGGACAGAAAGUGCAUUGCUGGCCGUCAUGGCCUAUGACCGCUAUGCUGCCAUCUGUAAACCUUUGCAUUAUUCCCACCUCAUGAACAUCAAGCUAUGCACCACCCUAGCCUUGGCCACCUGGGUCUGGGGCUUUCUAGACUCUGCUAUCCACACAGCUUUCAGCUCCAAGCUGCAGUUUUGUGGCGUCAACCUCAUUUAUCACACCCUCUGCGAUCUCCCUCCACUGAUGAAGAUUGCUUGCAACGAUGUGCAUCUCAAUGAACUGUUAAUCCAGCUAAUAAGCCGUCUUGCGGGUGGGUCUCUCUCCCUGUUCAUUCUCCUCUCCUACUUCUUCAUCAUGCGCUCCAUCUUGAAGAUCCGUUCCAUCACCGGCAAGCGCAAAGGCUUCUCCACCUGUGCCUCUCACCUCAUCGUUGUCGUCAUUUACUUUGGGAACGGGAUCCUAAACUACAAUCAUCCCAGCGUCGAUUAUUCCUUAGAGACGGACACUCUGAUCUCAACCCUGUACUGCAUCGUCACCCCGAUGUUGAACCCGCUCAUCUACAGCCUCCGGAACAAGGAGGUCAAAGGGGCCUUGAAGAAGGUUCUGGAAAGUCAGAGGACAGUCUUCACAUCGUCACACAAAGAGUAA
This is a messenger RNA of Heteronotia binoei (common prickly gecko), 975 nucleotides long. RefSeq names its product olfactory receptor 5I1-like. The transcript has a single exon. Gene Ontology annotation, biological process: G protein-coupled receptor signaling pathway. Lineage: Eukaryota; Metazoa; Chordata; Lepidosauria; Squamata; Gekkonidae. Bases 1 to 975 code for a protein of 324 amino acids. Gene Ontology annotation, molecular function: olfactory receptor activity; G protein-coupled receptor activity. Gene Ontology annotation, cellular component: membrane. The record is from RefSeq and is a predicted model, not a curated record.